UUCUUUCCCCUAUAUUUACGUUCUCGUGUUUAUGAUAAAGGACAGUAAGAUGGCACAGGCUGCGUCAAAAUCGUGUGAAAUAUGUGUCAGUGGUCCUGGUAGACACUUCUGUCAACAAUGUGAUCAAUUAUUUUGUGAUGGUUGUAAAACUUCCCAUUUGCGCACAAAGAUAAGUAAAACCCAUUCAUUCAUCGGUGCAUCAAAUCUUAUUCUGGAGGAUAAAUCGUUCUGUUCAGAACAUGACGAACCUUUCAUAUAUCACUGUUUAGAUUGCAACACGGCUGUAUGUCAAGUAUGUGCUGUUAAAAAGCACAAUAGACAUAACAUGUCAGAAAUAAAGGAAUCGGCUCUGCAACUCAAGGAACAACUCAUUAAAUGCAUUUACUCAAAGGUUCAAACUAUAGGAAACGACAUACAGCAGCUUGAACAGGGAACCAGGGGAUAUCGGUCAGACGUUAAAAUUGUUAUCCAGUCAAUUACAGAGGAUGUCAACAACAAGAAACUUUUGAUUGAUCGAAAAGCAGAAGAACUGAUAAAAACAUUGAAGGCACAAGAAGAAAGGAAUCUUCAAAACUUGUCAGCAUCCAACACUGAAUUAAAAGUUGCUUUAACUAAAGUCAACACAAUCCAGAGAGCAAUUAGAGAAACAGCUAACAUGUCCGAGGUUGAACUGCUUCCAAAGCUAAAAAAUCUGCAAAAUGAAGUAGACAAAAUAGGGACAAACAAGGUUCCAGAUAUACCGAAGGUCAAAUACACCCAAAAGAAUAUAUCGGAGACCGCUAUUGAGAACUUGCUUGGGGAGUUGUCAUACAGAGAAGAGACAAAACCCUCUGACGGUGGCGGGGAUAGAAAUUAACAAUCAUCGGAAUUCAAGUAAAGAUGAUACAUAAUGACACGUGGCGACAGUUCACAAACAAAGGUAUCUGAAAAAAAAAUUCAAAGAAGUAUAUGUGGAUGAAAAAUGUGACUGACUUUCAUUUAAUAUGUUUUUUCUCUUUGUAUUUGUUUGCUUAUUUGUGGUAAUUAUUGCUAAGAAGGCUACAGUGAUAUAUAAUAUUCAUAGAAUAUCUAGCUGAGAGGAUAAAACAAUUCGCCUUUUCAGAAUCUAAUGCAUUCUAGGUAAUAUUUUCAAAAGCGUACAUGAAAACGUUAUGAUUGGCUUAAAACGUGAUCAACAAUAGAAAUUCAAUUAAAUAACGUUAUUUUCAUUUUGGUGUACGAACAAUGAGAUUACCCAUAGUCUUUUACAUUCUGAAAAGGCGAAUUGUAAUUGUAUUUGAAAUGUUUGAGAAAAUUAUUAUUCAUUAUGUUUAGAUUGGUAUUGUGUUUCAUGGUUGCGAUCUGAACUGC
Messenger RNA from Mytilus trossulus (common blue mussel), 1350 nucleotides. RefSeq names its product E3 ubiquitin-protein ligase TRIM9-like. Gene Ontology annotation, molecular function: zinc ion binding. Lineage: Eukaryota; Metazoa; Mollusca; Bivalvia; Mytilida; Mytilidae. The record is from RefSeq and is a predicted model, not a curated record. Bases 32 to 856 code for a protein of 274 amino acids. The transcript is spliced from 3 exons.